Closterium sp. NIES-67 is the source of this 4205-nucleotide messenger RNA. The record is from the annotation of a GenBank genome assembly. NCBI's taxonomy places the organism in Eukaryota, Viridiplantae, Streptophyta, Zygnematophyceae, Desmidiales, Closteriaceae.
AGUUGAGUUCACACAUUGGAUUUGGAUUUCGCCCACUCCCUUCCGUUGUCUAAUAGAAGCACAAUGCAGAUUAGCUUACGAAUCAGCAGAUUCACCCAGCCAGCGCCAUUUCAAUCACAGAAUAACGCAUGUCUUGAAACCCGCUCCGAAGCCCUUCUCGAACGCCAGAGUAAGGACUACUCAGUUCGAAAAACUUGCCAACCGGCGCCCCUCUGACCUGCGUUUCAAUGUCGCAAUCUCCACACAAGGAGCCGUUCUCUUUCCCAGCGACGCAGCUCCCGUCCGCGACGAGACAGAGGGAAGAAAAACGUACCGUGACGGCUAAUAGGCAGAGUCUGGGGAACUCUAGUUGUAGCGCGUCGCCCAGUAAUGAGUUAUUGAGUAGCUUCAGCGGCGUCGCUGUGGCUGCGGAAAUCAAUGGCGAGGCCCAGGCCUCUCCGAAUAGCCAUCAUGCUGCGGCAUAUCCCGCCGCGAACUGCUCUGGCGUUGGCAACGCUCCACUGCAAACGGGCCGUUACCGUUCCGAGUCGGAACACAGUGGCAGUGGCAAUGAGUCAAUCCGCUGCUUCCCAGCUAAUGCUGCAGGGCUCGGCGCGGCUUACAGACGGACUCCGUCAGGCGCUUGUGCUUGAGGCGAUGCGACGUCGCGCGUUUAACGCUUUCAGUCACGUCGAUUUUGAUCACGGCGCUCUCAAUCGCGACGCUGUUGACAAUGGCGCGGCCCUUGCCCUUGCCUCGAUUGUUUCGAGAGGUAAUACUGCUAGCAAUAGCCAGGCCCACUCCCGCGCGUCACUGCCUAACGCCGCGCUAGCAGUCAGAGAGGCUAGCGCUAUCGACGCCGCAACCGCCGCCGCAACCGCCGCCGCAUCAGCCGCGACGGGUCGGCUUGACCAACUGAACCGUCUUCCGCGGAGGCAUAGUUUCCAGGACGGCGACUUCCGUCAUUCCCCCCAGCAACCGCUGCAUCUCCCGCCGCAACAACGGCUGCAUCCAGCACAAGAAAACGCGGCGUCGCCACUGACACGGCAUCACGCCGCGGCUUUGACUCCGUAUUCUGCUCAAAUGGCGGAAAUGACGUCCAUCGUACCAGCAUCAUUCUUCCCGCAACUUACCCCAUCGCCGGCACCUCCCGUCACUGCGACUACUACCGACGGCGUCUUCACUGCUGGUGCGGCUGCUACCAUUGCUGCUAUGGCUCUCGCGGAGGCAGCCAUCCCAAGUCACACCCCAGCCACAGCUUUGCGAGACUCCCAGCGUCCUACGCCAGCAACCGUCCUUGCUACCGGCGCCGUCACAGGUGCAGCGACAGACAUCUCGCUGGUGUCACCACUCGCACUGCGGCAAACUCCCUUCAGCGCCGGCAAUGCCUACGCGUCCAUAUCGCCAACCCAACAAACCACCACCCGCUUUUCGCCACCGCACCCACGCCCAUCCUCGUUAUUGCUCGCCCCGCGUUCGCCCGACGCAGCCUCCGCAUCAAUGUCCCAAUCCAGCCGCCCAUCUCUCUCUCCCGCCAGCAGCGUCAGCACGGCCAGCACCGGAUUCCCCGCCGUGAUCGGCGCUGCCCUAAGUCCGUCUCCUGCGUACCCCGGCGAGUCGGACUCACUCGAGCUUCGAGUGGCGCGAGGGACGGAUGUCACUGAAAGCGCCAUGUGGCGGCUGUGUGCCGAGGAGGUGGAGCAGCUGAAAGCGCUGCUGCUUGACGACGCCGAUUGCGGGGCGCAAGGGGCGCAAGGGGCGCAAGGGGCGCAAGGGGCGCAAGGGGCGCCGCCCGAGCGGCUGGGGCAGCGCGCCGACGAGCAGCCUGCUGACAAGAAGCGAGGAGCGCUGGGGCAGCGCGCCGAGCAUGGUGGCACGAGAGGGUUGUUUCCUGGCAACGGUGGGCCGCAUGACCCCGCUGCGACUUGGCUAGUACCAGCUAUCCCGCACCACCAGCAGCAGCAGCAACAACAGCGGCAAAGGCCGUCUCAGCAGGACGACCCCUAUCGACAGUACUUGCUAGCUGAAAUCCGCAAAGCACGCGCGGCCAGGCUCUCUCGCGACACCACCGCAGCUUGUAUCCCAGCACCCAAAACCCAGGACCGCCCUGCUGCUGCCCACGACGAGCCAAAUGUCCCAGUCACUGCUCCCCGAAAGACGUUCUUUCCCGCAGCAAGCGCGGCAGCAGCGGCGGCAGCGGUGGCGGCGGCGGCAACGAGCCUACAAGUUGACGCGAGCUUACCCACACACAGAACGGCGAAUAUAUAUCCUGGGACUACGGCCCUUGAAAUCGCGGGUACUACAUUGGGCACUACACGAGACGCCGUGUCCUCCGACACUGGAGGCGAGCGGAGCAUGGCGCAGUCGACGGUGAUGCUCACGCCCCUAGGGAUCCUCGCGCUGUCGCCGCAAACAGACCCGACCAGCUGCAACCCCACUGAGUCCGCCGGUCCGGAGUCCCCUUGGGAGAACACCGGGGUGGUAGUUAGCGAGCAGGCGGAGGCAGCGCGGGAAGCGGAGGAGCAGGAGCUGCGGGACAUCUGCAGCAUGCUGUUCGCGGCGGGCGCGCGGGAAGCGGACUCGCUCUUGCAGGGUGCGCUCGCAGGGGGGGCUCACGAGACGGCCGUAGCUGCCAGCGGUCGUGGCUGGGAAGUCCCGGGAGCUCAGUCAGGGGAAGCACGCCCGCAGCAGCACGCAAUGCCUCAGCAUCCAUUGCCGCCGCACGCAUCACCGCAGCACGGAUUCGCUCAGGAUAUAGCAGUGGCAACGCAGGAGGCGGCGAGGUGGGUAAAUGGCAACGAGCCCCUCGCCGCUCAGCCGCGGACGCCCGCCAGCGCUGCCACUACCAAGUCCCCACCGGGAACCUUCAAGCAGCCGCAGCCUCGGGCGCCGAAGGCGGAGGCCCUCUGCGGCAGUGGCAUGGUGGUAACGGUGCGCUGGACUUCCGAGCAGCUCCAAGGUGAUAAUCUCCAGCACACCAUGGCGCAGCUCCGAACCCUCUAUGCCGGGUCUUCGUCAUCGUCACAAGUUGGGCCAGCAGCAGCAGCAGCAGCACCAGCAGCAGCAGCAGGAAUACUACCAGGUGUUCAGCUCAACGUCAGCUCUGCUGUCGGAACUGCUUGUAUCGGAGCCAGUGGGGGCAACACUGCAGCACUGCUACCUGCGUUCAGGAUCCCGGCAGACGCAGCACUCGCUCCCACCAUGGUCGACCGGGCAGGAAGCUUAUCGAGCCCGCUGCAGUCGGCAGUAGCCCUUACUAGUAUGUCUAGCAGGCUCUCGGGUGAAACGAACCUACGAUAUCCUGACCCAUUACGAGGCUUCGGCGGGGAUUUUAGCGAGACUGGGGCGUGGCCGGAGCUCUUGGCGGGACAACUGCCGGUUUGGAAGCCUGCGAAUGUUGCUACAGCUCGCGUGAAAGUCGACGGCUUUCCUGGAUUUUUCCCGCGACCGGCCGCGCCGUGGGAUGGGCUGCGAUGUCUGGUGUGCGGCGCGGAGCUAAGCGAGCAGAACACGACAGGGGCUAGAGGGUUACCGGAACACGUGGGGCCUCAGGGCUCGGGGGGGGCGACGAUCGGACUGCGAGUGCACGGGUGCAACGAGUGCCUUCCGCUGCUCGUUCCGAGGUAUUACAGGAGCGUAGAGCGGGAGAAGGCGCGGAACUCACCGAGUGGAGUUGCUCCUGCCGGUGGCUUGGGAGGAAGGCAAGAGCGCGGAAGGGGGGCAGGAGGAGAUGCGGAUAGAGGAGGAGAUGCGGAUAGAGGCGCUGGGAAACCUACAGGUUCAGGUGCUCUUGGUGGUGAAACGCGGGAGGAUAUGGAGCAGGUGGGUGUGGGAGUUGGAGGGGGGAAUGUUAUGUGGGAGAUAGCCAGGGAGCGAGUGAAUGUGGAAUUUGCAAGGAACGUGGAGCACGAGGGGAGGGUCAUUUCGCCUCAUCGUGACAAAUUACGCGUUGCUGAAGGAGACGUGCAUGCGACUCGGAAUGCCCCAGCGCUUAGCGAACCAGGAUGCGAAAGCGAGCUGCGCUCUUCGCGGUCGUCGUCUGCGAAUGGGCUUCGUCGUUCGCGCAAAUUCGCCCGAUGCCGUGAGUUCGCAUGACGCUGAGGAAGUAGCUCAGGCGGAUUUGAAACGAAAGCGCACCUAGUUGCGAAAGAUCUGACGACGAUGUAGCGACAAACGUGCAAACUGUAACAGCUGCGGCUGAAUUUGAAUAUUUGAACAUACAGGUU